AGUGUGCAUGUGUGUGCAUGUCAGUCUGGAGGACAAACUGCAUGUUCCAGGCUGUAGUUUGGGACUAUUUUCACGGGCUCCUUUAGGUGAAACAACUAAAGUGUCUCGAAGGAUCUGCACCAUCAAUACCUGGACUCACCUAUGUAACCCGGUCAAGCAGAGGAAUGUGCCUGGGGGUCCAGUCGUAGUUCGCUCCGGUUCAGUCUGCAGUGAGAUGGGCUCAGAGGAGCAAAGUUCAGCCAUGUCACAGAAGAUCUCUUCAGUGUCACGCAGCAACAGCAGCUCCUCAUCUAAACAUGACAGCCGACAGGACAGCUGGGAAAUUGUGGAGGGCCUGCGUGGAGGCUUCAGCACCAUCCUGGAGCCGCAGAAACAGGAAGGCUAUCUGCUAAAGAGGAGGAAAUGGCCCAUGAAAGGCUGGCAUAAGAGAUACUUCCUCCUGGACAAGGGCAUCCUGAAGUAUGGCAAGUGCAGCGCUGAUAUUGAGAAAGGAAAACUACACGGCUGCAUUGACGUGGGCCUCUCCGUCAUGGCAAUUAAGAAGAAAUCCAAGUGUAUCGAUCUUGAUGCUGAAGAAAAUAUCUAUCACCUAAAGAUUAAGUCACUGGAGCUGUUUGAUGAAUGGGUGUCCAAGCUACGUGACCAUCGACUCUAUCGGCAAAAUGAGAUUGCCAUGUACCCUAAUGAGAAGUCCUUCUACUACCCCCAUUACCCCUCCCCCAGCUCACCGGCCAUGCCCGAGAGUGCCUCUAUCCGAAGGUGCAUGUCUAUAAGAAGGCAGUCCACAGUGCCUUCAGCUGGAUCCUUCCCUUUUAGCUGCAGCAGCCAGGCCAAGGUAGCAGCUUGGCUGCAGUCAUCUAAUGACAUGGACAAGUGCUCAAAAGAUUUAUCGAUCUGUGAAGUCUAUCUGCUGGAGCUCAACCACCUGCUUCAAAGUAUGGAGGUCCUCCAUCGCACCUAUUCUGCUCCAUCAAUCCAGGCACUACAGGCAUCUACAUUUGACAGCCCUAAGAAAGAAAAGAGACUUCCAAGGAAAUGGCGCACUAAAAACUACAACAAAGAUGUCAAAACAACUCUGCAGGUACCCAGCUGUAUCUCCUCUGGCUCUGUUCGCCUCCAUGCCUCCAACCCAAACCUCUCCAGCGCUGCUUUGGGCAAUGACAAGGUUGACACUGAAUCUCUGGAUUCUGUUUUUGAUGUGGCCAAGCUGCAGGAGGACUUCUGCCGUGUUGCCACUAAUUUGCACACAACAAUGACAUCUGCCCUGGGCUCACUAACAUCUGAGAGAGAGAGGCUAAAACAAUGUCUGGACCAUGAAACAUGUCCCCCUACCUCCCCGCAGGUCGUUGGUUUGAAGAAUGCACUGUCCACAAAACAAGAGUCUGUGGACGAAUCCCAUCCCCUUGUACACCAGGUGUCCAAUGAGAGCAGAGCUUCAAUCACCGAGUCUUUGUCAGAGUUCUUUGAUGCACAGGAGGUUCUGUUGUCUGCAAGUUCUUCUGAAAAUGAGGCAUCAGAAGACGACUCGAAUAUAAGUGAUAUUAGUGACAAUAUAUCCAUCGGUAACUUCAGCAAUGAGACAGAAAAUGAGAGGCCAAACUCAGGCUCUGUGGAAGAGGAUACCGUCCUUUUUAAGCGUAGAUCUUGUCUGCCCUCACCCUGCCCCAACAACAGCACCAUCAGCCUGUGGAACAUCCUCAGGAACAACAUCGGCAAAGACCUUUCCAAAGUGGCCAUGCCUGUCCAGCUAAAUGAGCCGCUCAACACCCUGCAGAGACUGUGCGAGGAACUGGAGUACAGUGAACUUCUCGACAGGGCUGCUAACACCCUAGACCCCUUUGAACGUAUGGUGUACAUAGCAACAUUUGUAGUGUCGGGCUAUGCAUCAAGCUACUACAGGACAGGAGGAAAACCUUUUAACCCCAUCCUAGGAGAGACGUAUGAAUGUGACCGGCCAGAUAAAGGAUUUCGAUUUGUAGCAGAGCAGGUCAGCCAUCACCCACCGAUCUCAGCGUGCCAUGCAGAGUCUAAAAACUUCAUCUUCUGGCAAGAUGUGAGGUGCAAGAACAAAUUCUGGGGGAAGUCAAUGGAGAUUGUUCCUGUUGGUACCAUUCAUGUUACUCUGCCAGGAACUGGAGACCACUAUGAGUGGAACAAGGUGACGUCUUGCAUCCACAACAUUCUCAGCGGACAGCGCUGGAUCGAGCACUACGGAGAGAUCUCCAUCAGGAACUCUAGCAGUGACAUUUGUCAAUGCAAGAUUACAUUUGUUAAGGCGAAAUACUGGAAUUCAAGUGUGAAUGAAGUGGAGGGAACUAUCACAGAUAAUAAAGGAAAAGUUGUCAAAAGACUCUUUGGGAAGUGGCAUGAAGCAGUUUUCUGUGGUGAUCCACCUUCAGCCACAUGUGUCUGGAGGGCAAAUGCAAUGCCUGUUGACCACGAGCAGUACUUUGGUUUCACCAAGUAUGCUAUUGAACUGAAUGAGCUGGACCAGUCCUUCAAAAACCUGCUACCACCUACAGACACCAGAUUACGUGUUGACCAGCGAUUACUGGAGGAGGGCAACUUGGAGGCUGCAGAGGAGCAUAAACAGAGAAUCGAACAGCUGCAGAGGGACAGACGGAGGAUCCUGGAGGAGAGCAACAGCGCACAUCAACCUAAAUUCUUCAGGAAGUCAAAGGAUGAUAACUGGGUGAGCAACAACACAUACUGGGAGCUGAGGAAGGACCCUAACUUCAACAACAUAGAUUUUCCUACACUGUGGUGACACUUGAACUGCAGAUCUCACACAUAUUUGGACCUGCACAGCCUCUACUGUUUCUGGAGAUGUCUGUAUCCCAGUCUCAUCAUUCACAUUCAGUGCUGGUCUUCUUUAUUGCAGUUCAUAAAAGUCAUUGCCUUAACAGCAAGUGCUUCUAUAAGUUGCCUGAACAUGUUUAUGCAAAAAUAUUAUCAGAAUGUUACAUUUUGGCAAAUUUUCCCCUGUUUUGACUUGAUUUAUUACACUGCACCUCUUAAACUGAGAAAGGGAAAACUACAUGGCAUAAAGGGAAAGAAAUCCUUAACAUAACUGGUGUACAUGCCUACAGUGUAAUGAGCAACUUGUCACUUUAGCUGUUGUGUAAUCAUGGACAUUCUCUACCUCUGAGAUAAACAAGCCUUCAUAUGCCAUGAUAAAAUGUACAUAUCCAAACAUCCAGUAUUUAGUCUGCACCUGCCUGAUACCUUACUUGUAAUUUAUUUCACAUUAUGCACCUCUGGUAUCUGUUUUUAAUAUGUUUUGUAAGGAAUUCUCAUGACCAAAUGACUGAUCUUCUAAUCCUGUAGUUACGUUUUUUUGUCUCAUGACAAUGAUUUUUUUUAUUUGCUAAGACUUGGUGAACGACUGUGCGACCAUUAACAGUAGUAGCAACUGUGUUUUUCAGCUAUUUUGAUUUUAAUUUGUCCAUUGUUCUACUGUGUACAUGGACCCUGGGCCUUGGGACCAAGCACAUCCAAGCCUAAGUAACAAGAGCUCAAAUAAAUUCUCUGAUGCUU
Molecule: messenger RNA, 3537 nt
Organism: Cheilinus undulatus (humphead wrasse)
Lineage: Eukaryota; Metazoa; Chordata; Actinopteri; Labriformes; Labridae
Gene: osbpl3b
Product: oxysterol binding protein-like 3b
Exons: 22
Coding region: 8-2767 (919 amino acids)
Cellular component (GO): plasma membrane; intracellular membrane-bounded organelle; cytosol
Molecular function (GO): cholesterol binding
Source: RefSeq, a predicted model, not a curated record